Messenger RNA from Orycteropus afer afer, 717 nucleotides. Its product is annotated as transmembrane protein 198-like. Lineage: Eukaryota; Metazoa; Chordata; Mammalia; Tubulidentata; Orycteropodidae. The record is from RefSeq and is a predicted model, not a curated record. Gene Ontology annotation, cellular component: plasma membrane; vesicle membrane.
AUGGAGGAAGCCUUGUUGCCCCUGGUGGUGACCUCUGACCCCAGGGCCUUUAACCAACAACUCCUCGAGCCUCCAGACCCAAGAUGUGUCUUAGAACCCCAGGACAGUCCUGAACUGGCGCCCACACUAGUGUGUGCCCUUUGCUGCUGCUUUGGAAUCAUCUACUGCUGCUUUGGCUACCGCUGCUUCAAGGCCGUGAUGUUUCUCUCGGGCCUGCUGUCGGGAGCCCUGGUGAUCUUCCUGUUGUGCCACAAAGAGCGGGUGUUGGAGACACAGCUGAGCCUGGAGGUGAGCGCAGGCAUUGCGCUGGGCAUUGGACUCCUCUGCGGCCUGGUCACCAUGCUGGUUCGCAAUGUUGGUCUCUUUCUGACUGGUCUCCUACUAGGCCUGACCCUAGGAGCUGGGGCCCUGUUGGGCACCGAGCCCAUCUACCAGCCGCCUUCAGCCUGGGUCCCAGCAGGAGGCCUGGUGGGGCUAGCACUGCUGGGAGCCCUGCUCAUGCUUCGGUGGCCACGCCCAUUCACAGUUCUCAGCACAGCCUCACUGGCUGGUGUAGUACUGGUGGCCUGUGCUGACUUCUCCCUAGAGGGGCUGGCACUGUGCAGUUAGCUAAGCCAAUGGCUGCAGGCACUUCCAGCCCUGCCUCCUCUCUGCUGGUAUAGCUGGGUCUUCCUUGGAUCCUGGCCCCCCCUAGGGGCACUUGGGGCUCAUGGGUAA